AUGUGACCUGUCCAAGAUGAUAUUAUUUUUAGUCAGUCUUUUCUUUGGGAACAUUCCUUCAUUUGCAUUUUCAGCAUUCCAGCCAAAAAUAAACUGCCUUAUCAUAAACCUGGACUAUGUUAAUUGCACGUGGAGUGAGCAUGAGCAAAGUUACAGUUUCAAGAGCAAGUUUUCACAUAACAAAACUCUGGAUUGUCCUAAAUAUCUCAAGAUUAAAGGUGUUAACGUGGGCUGCAUUUUAACCUACAAAAACCCACAACGGUUUAAUACUUUAAACACAUGGCUGUACAGUGACAACGGCAGUUUGGUGACAGAGCAGAAACAUGAAAACAUGAAAGCAUCUGUGAAGCUUUAUCCUCCAUUCAACCUGUCUGUGGUGGAGAAAAAAGAUGUUGCACUGUGGCUGUACUGGAAUAUUACAAGGAACGUCUGCAUUGAGAGUGAAAUUCGUUACAGGACAGACAACAAUGCCUGGAAGAACACCACUCCAGGCCACAUAACCUCCUUCAGUUUGCCGUUUCCCUCAAAAAAGCGGUAUGAGUUCCAGGUCAGGGCUCGAAUAGGGUCUUCCUGCGGAGAGUCCAUGUUUUGGAGCGACUGGAGUGAGCCUGUCUACUGGGGAUCUUUAAAGGCCAACAAUAACACAGAGAGUCCGAGUAACAUGUCUGGGACGUCACUGGUGCUGUAUAUAGCGGGAGCCCUAAUAAUUCUCAUCAUACUCUCCUGCUUGCUUGUUCAUAGCGAGAGGUUAAGAAUCAUUUUAAUACCAGUGGUACCAAAUGCAGGACGAAAUGUAAGCAAUUACUUUGCAGCCCUUUUUGACAAUUAUAAUGGCAAUGUUGAGAAAUGGCUGUCCAUGCCUAAAGAUCUGGAGAACGGCUUCAAACCCAAUUUCACAGAGCGUGCCUGCCCUGUGCGCGAGUACAAGACAGUGUCCCAGUCCAGCACUGACAGCGAAAGCAUCCUCUCAAUCCCAGCUCACAGCUCAUCAGCCUCCACCAUACCUGGAUCUGCCGAAACCUCACAAACCCAAGAUCAAUCGCAAGUGGAUAUUCCAGUCUAAAUCUUCAUCUUUAUCUGAGGCAAUUAAAAUUGAGAGUUUAUCUUUGAAAUUAGAAUCUUGAUUGAAAAGAAAAAUAUUUCCAAGUGUAAAAGGGUUUUGCAUGUGUUAUAUAAUGAUGAAUCCCAGUCGAAUCUAGUAUUGGCAUUUUGAAAUCUUUUUUUUGUAUCAACUCAAAACAAGGAAUGAUAAACAUUCAGUUGCUUCUUUUAAGCAGGGUAAUGUAGUGUUUAUAAUUGAAAUAGUGCUCUUUUUUUGUUUGUUUUACAUAGUUUGGAGUUGGUUUUUGUUGUAAUAGGUCAGGUGGAGUUGCAGCAUAGUAGUCAUGUUUUUAGGGUCGCUGGAAGGAAUGCUUCUAUAAGAUUAGCGUUUUUGCCAGCAGUGACUGUUAUAUCAAAGUGUAAGAUGUGUCUGUGAUAACAUUUAUACCUAGUACAAAGUAAAUUCUAGAAUCUGAUUUGCAUACUGGUGGGGAAAUCCCAUCACCUACACACCCAUGUAUUAUCUGAUUAUUUAGCGGAGUGUUAUUUGUGAUUCUAUUUGUAAUUAUUAGUGUAGUUUCAUAUAUAUUUGCAGGAAUUACACUUCAGCUGCUCUGAAAUGUUAUUUUUAGAUUAUUCUGUUUUUCUAGACAUAUAUAUAUAUUUGUUUUUAAUGUAUAGUAUCUUUAUCAUACCAUAUCGUAAAAGGCCCUAAAGAGGCACCUGAAAUCUUCAAAUUAAACAAUGUUGGUAGCAUAUGUAUCUUGAUUAAUGAUCUAUUCGGUUUUCAUUAGGAUUUAUUUUUGCACUUUUAGCUUGUUGCUCAUCUGUAGUACUCUGAUAAAGUGCCACAUU
This is a messenger RNA of Sinocyclocheilus grahami, 1896 nucleotides long. Its product is annotated as cytokine receptor common subunit gamma-like. Gene Ontology annotation, cellular component: external side of plasma membrane. The record is from RefSeq and is a predicted model, not a curated record. Gene Ontology annotation, biological process: cytokine-mediated signaling pathway. NCBI's taxonomy places the organism in Eukaryota, Metazoa, Chordata, Actinopteri, Cypriniformes, Cyprinidae. Bases 17 to 1063 code for a protein of 348 amino acids. The transcript is spliced from 8 exons. Gene Ontology annotation, molecular function: cytokine receptor activity; protein binding.